Molecule: messenger RNA, 1241 nt
Organism: Solanum tuberosum (potato)
Lineage: Eukaryota; Viridiplantae; Streptophyta; Magnoliopsida; Solanales; Solanaceae
Exons: 3
Coding region: 357-1118 (253 amino acids)
Source: RefSeq, a predicted model, not a curated record
AUACAACAACAUACCCAGUGUAGUUCCGUAAGUGGGGUCUAGAAAGGGUAGUGCAUACGCAGCCUUACCCCUACCUUGUGAAAUAUAAAGAGACUGUUUCCAAUAGACCCUCAGCCUAGGUAACGUGUAUCCUCCGCUCUUGUCAUAUUCUUAAAAAGAGUCACCAAAAGUGGAAGCAGAUAUGGUCAGGGAUUAGACAUGGGCUGCCAUGCCCCUGAUAUUGCAGAAAAAAGUUGCAUAAGUGGAUAAGCUUUAUUUAUUUCAGAAUGGGCCUUUUUGCAUCUUAUCCUAUCACCAUCUCAUUCAAGAGGAGAAGAUCAGUAAUUUGAGCCAAACCAGAGAAAAUACUUACAAUUAUGGCUGCUUUUGCUAUUACUUCAUUUACACAUACACCUUGCACCUCCCAUCACUUCAAGAAGAAACAAUGGCCUCGUCAAGCCAAAUCGAUGAAGAUUACAAAUGUUAUGACUCCAAAAGUCGAAGAACAAACACACUUAAAUGUUGUUGAAAUCAAAGAUAAAUCGUCUUUGCUUAUUGAUGAUAAUACAAAGACCACAAAUGAUGAUGAUGAAGUACAAGGUGGUACUACUACAGGUUCAUCAGAGUCUGAAGAUCUAAUAAGGUUUUCUGAUAAGCGAUGGAAGAAUGGGACAUGGGAUCUAACUAUGUUUGUCAAAAAUGGCAAAAUGGAUUGGGAUGCUGUCAUAGUAGUAGAAGCAAAGAGGAGGAAAUUUCUUGAACUAUUCCCAGAAGCAGCAACAAAUCAACAACCUGUGGUCUUUAGAAGUUCUAUCAUACCAUGGUGGGCAUGGAUGAUGCAUUCUCACCUCCCUGAAGCUGAGCUGCUAAAUGGAAGAGCAGCAAUGGUGGGAUUUUUCAUGGCGUAUCUAGUGGAUGUACUAACGGGACUUGAUGUGGUAGGCCAAAUGGGAAAUUUCUUGUGUAAAACUGCUCUUUUGGCAACAGUUGGAGGUGUAAUUUUGUUUAGGAAAAGGACAGAUUUUGAUAACUUAAAGAAGCUGGCUGAUGAAGCUACAUUUUAUGACAAGCAAUGGCAAGCAUCAUGGCAAGAUCAAACUUCUACUAAUGGUGAUUCCAAGCAACAGAGCAAAAAAUGAGACUAAUUGACUUGUUGUAUUGUAUUUGUCAUACACCAUGAUUGCCUAAUUAUAUACCACAAAUAUGUUAUAUUUGAAUGAUACAUUUAAAUAUUGAAAUAGUUUCAAAAAUCUCUCUUUAGA